Molecule: messenger RNA, 450 nt
Organism: Enterospora canceri
Lineage: Eukaryota; Fungi; Microsporidia; Enterocytozoonidae
Source: the annotation of a GenBank genome assembly
AUGAAAAAAGAAGAUGGCGUCCUGAAAGAGAAGCAGCCUGAGACAGAGAAGAAGAAUGCGCUCUUUGAUCUGGUAUUCAGGACGGAGGAGAAGGAGAGCCAGCCUCCGCAGCCCAAGAACGACCUGCUCCUCUACCUUAAGAAUAUACUUGGAUACAAAAUAACUCUCCUGAAAGAUAACACAUUUAUGCUUACAUCAAUCUAUGCAUUCACUAAAGACGACUAUUUUUGCGUAGAAGUCAAAAACAGUCGCAUGUCGUUCCUGAGCACGCCGUUCCUGAGGCAGUGGAAGGAGCACUACGUGAAGUACGUGACGGAUGGGUCGUCGAUAUCUGCGUUUCUGGCUGCUGUAAACCUGGAACUGUUCAACAUGAAGACGAGUGACUUCUAUAACGGCACUGUUCAAAGACGAUUUGGAUACGAUAAGGAACAGGGUGAUGGUGAUUAUUAG